Punica granatum (pomegranate) is the source of this 1838-nucleotide messenger RNA. NCBI's taxonomy places the organism in Eukaryota, Viridiplantae, Streptophyta, Magnoliopsida, Myrtales, Lythraceae. The record is from RefSeq and is a predicted model, not a curated record.
CUCUCUCUCUCUCUCUCUUGCCGUGUUGUGUUUUGACUUUGUUUUUUUGAAUCUUUCUGUCUCUAUGUCCUCUCUCCCUCCCACACUUACUCAUAUAAAGAACCCUAUCAUCUCUCUUCAACCCAAUUCACAUCUCUCCCAUCUUUGAUCUCUCCUUCACCCAACACAUCUACGUACUGAUCUCUCUUCUCAAAACAGACGAACCCUAGUACAUCGUCAUCUUCACUACUCGGUUUACUCGAACUAUGGAAGAAGUUGAUGUCCCUCAGUUCUUCCUAUGUCCCAUCUCUCUUGAUAUCAUGAGGGAUCCCGUCACGGUCCCUACCGGGAUCACGUACGACCGGGACUCCAUCGAGAAAUGGUUGUCCAACGCCAAGAACGGCGCGUGCCCCGUCACAAAGCAGCCCAUCUCCAACUCCGAGCUGACCCCCAACCACACCCUCCGGAGACUGAUCCAGUCAUGGUGCACCCUCAACGCCUCACGAGGCAUCGAGCGGAUCCCCACCCCAAAGGUUCCCAUCAGCAAGGCCCAGAUUACUCAGAUCCUGAAUGAGGGCAAGUCGACCCAGUCGCAGUCGAAGUGCCUUAGGAGGCUCAGAUCGAUCUCGUCCCAGAACAAUGCGAAUAAACGUUGCAUCGAAGCCGCAGGCGCAGUUGACUUUCUCGCCGGGAUCAUAAGCAGCAACAACAGGUGCUCCACUUCAUUAUCGUCAGAGGACUUAUUGGAUAUUGAUGGGUUACUCGAGGUCAAAAGGCCCAGCGAUGAGGCCCUUAGCAUCCUCUACAAUCUCCAACUCUCUGAGGAGGGGCUCAAGACCCUUGUCGGAAAGAAGAAUGGGGAGUUCAUCGAGUCUUUGAUGCGAGUCAUGCAACGCGGAUCCUAUGAGUCCAGGGCGUAUGCGGUGAUGCUCCUGAAAUCGAUGUUUGAGGUUGCUGAACCGAUACAGGUGAUAACUCUAAGGCAGGAGAUCUUCAUUGAGGUCGUGCAACUCCUACACGAUCAGAUCUCCCCUCAGGCGUCCAAAGAUGCCUUAAAGCUUCUCGCUCAGAUCAUCCCGUGGAGCCGGAACCGGAUCAAGGCCGUGGAAGCGGGCCUUAUCCCCGUCCUUGUAGGGCUCCUUCUCGACUGUUCCCUUGAUAGCCGAAGGGUCAACGAGUUGAGCCUCAUGUUGCUGGAGAUGAUGUGCCACUGUGCCGAGGGACGUGCUGAGCUCCUGAAGCACGGGGCAGGCCUGGCUGUUGUGUCGAAGAAGAUACUUAGGGUUUCGCAGGUGGCAAGCGAGAGGGCUGUUAGGAUACUGCUGUCCAUAUCGAAAUACUCUGCAACCCCGGCCAUCCUACAAGAGAUGUUGCAGUUGGGAGUUGUGGCUAAGUUGUGUUUGGUGCUUCAAGUUGAAUGUGGAAACAAAACGAAGGAGAAGGCCAAGGCGAUCCUCAAGUUGCAUGCUAGGGCUUGGAAGAACUCUUCAUGCAUACCCAUGAGCUUGCUUUCUUCUUAUCCAUCAUGAGCUAUGAUUCUCGUGAUUCUUCUCUCUGUCAUUUUCUUUUUUUGGCCGCUUUUAGGGUAAUCUUGUACAUUUUAUUAUACGCAGAUAGACGGGGGUUAUCAGCCAUACUUAAUUAGGAAAAAAAAUUUGUGCACAUGGACAUGAAAUGAUGUCCAUUUUUCUUUCUAGUUAAAGAUUGAAGAGUUUCAGUACUUUUGCAGAGAGUCAAUUAGACAAACUGAUAUAUCGCCAUAAAAAAUGGCGUAGUACCGUGGUACAUGCUUUUACUUCGCUCGAUAACUAAGAUGUUUCAAGUUCAAUACUCAUUAUAGGACUACAUGUUGUCCCUUA